Penicillium waksmanii is the source of this 2922-nucleotide messenger RNA. RefSeq lists its product as uncharacterized. The record is from RefSeq and is a predicted model, not a curated record. Bases 1 to 2922 code for a protein of 973 amino acids. The transcript has 7 exons. NCBI's taxonomy places the organism in Eukaryota, Fungi, Ascomycota, Eurotiomycetes, Eurotiales, Aspergillaceae.
AUGACCAAACCAGCUAUCGUCAUUGUGCCUGGCGCAUGGCACAGACCUCAGCACUAUCACUAUGUCAUCGAUGGACUCAAGAAGCUGGGAUAUGAAGUGGAAGGCGUGGACCUUCCUUCUAUCGACUCGAGUCCGCCCCAUUCGACCUGGGAGAAGGAUGCCGAAGAAGCCCGUCGUGUCAUCUUGAAGUAUCUUGAUGCUGGCAAGGACGUCAUUACGGUCGCUCAUUCAUUUGGCGGGAUUGCCAUGGCUGAAGCCGUGAAAGGGCUUGGGAAGGACGACCGGGAGAAGCAAGGCCUCGAAUCUUCAGUUCGUCAACUGAUCUAUAUGUGUGCGAUGGCUUUGCCAAAAGGACAAAGCUAUGCAAGUCAAAUGGUGCCAGCAACCCCCGAAGAAGAGGAGUUGGACAAACAGCGAAAUGAGCUGCAAGAAAAACUUGGCGGGAUUCAAAUUGUGGAUGGAUCUAUGGUACUCGAUGGAGAUGUCUGCAGCCUUGCCCUGUACAAUGACUGUGACCCUGGAGAUGUGAAAGAAGCAAUUUCUCUGUUGGGAUCAUUUCCACUUGCCCCAUUAGCUGUUCCAGUCACUUACACGGCUUAUCUUGAGAUUCCGAGCACGUACAUUGUGUGUCAAAAGGACCAGGCUUUGCCGGCUUGUGUGCAAGAGAGAAUUGUAGCACAGGGAAACGGUGCAUUUCAUGUUGAGCGAUGCGAUGAAGGUCAUUCACCAUUCCUGAGCAACCCAAGCUAUAUUGUGGAUUGCGUUCGAAGAGCGGCGGGCGAGAAUGGGUAUCUACUUGUUUACCCCUUUCGCAAGGACUUUACUUUCGAAAAAGGUCAAGAUUCGCUGAAGGAGUAUCAAUUCGCCACGAAAAAUGUUUGGCACCAAUUUUGUGGAGAGUGUGGGAGUAGCUGCUUCAUUCGCCUCCCAGAGAACUUUCCUCUUCUUUCGGAGGGCGCGGAUCCUGUUAUUGUCGUGAAUGUACGGAUGUUGGAUGACUUUAACUACGAAAAGUUACAGCUCAAUAAGGUUGAUGGAAGGCCCAACCAAAUUCCAGCUGAUAACGACCAAGUACCCUUCGAUGACUCGGUGGAUACUCCUCGAAGAUCCCCGAACAGUACAUCUCAAUUCACUUCUACAGACACCCAUGAUGAUUUCGUUGCGUGGCUCAAUUUUGACAUCGACGAUUACUUGGCGAGUGAUUUACACUCUACCUCUACACCCGAGCCAGCGUUGUCAGGCCCCCAAAUCCCAUCUGAGUCGCAAAAUGAUAGUAUAUCUUCUGUUUUGCCGAUUGGAUUGCAGGCAGUACAGCGUCUCCCCUUGAGGAGAGAAAUUUUACCGGGAAGCUCGCCCCGAAGCCCCAUUCAUUUAUUAAAUUCAAAAUUAGACGCCAGUAUCCUCGACGAGCGACUGAUCAGCAUAUACGAAGCGAUUCUAACUGGAUCUGCGGAACGGUUCCUGGACUGCGACACUAAUCUAUAUGCAACGGGAAUUCGUUACGAGAUAGAGAGCAGCAGGCCUGGAAGCUCGAAUGGGCCAACACCAGCCACGAAUCUAUCCCCCUCGGAUAAAGAUGAAACUAGCUCUCCUUCGCACUACUUCAAUACGUCGGACCAAUUACAGGCUCGGAUGAAACCAGGCUUCUCGGGGGGUCAGACGCACAGAGAAGGCAACGGCAUGACGAUUGUGGGAUGUGCAAAGUUCCUGGACCAUUUUGGGGAUCUUUAUGGAAAUAGACUGAGCCAAGCUUCGAAACGAAGAUCUGACACGGCCCUCAGAGCUGCACUGCGACUGUUCGCUCUGCAGUGGCUACCUAGCACUGGGUCUGAAGUCGAUCGUUGGGCUUCUCCAAGUGACGCCACCGUUGCCAGACUUCACGAGAAAAGGCCACCACGGAGUUCGCCAUGUGAGUUCUAUGCCGAUGCAUGGAAUCAAGCCCGGAUGGCCAUUGAUGAGGCAAGAUCUGUUCGGUCUUUUAGAGCUGUUUUUGCAGCCUUUAUCUUCGACGGAACCGCCAUCCCAAUCAGCGCUCGCAAUACUUCGAGUGAGACAAGUAGAGAACAUGAAAUUCUCGCUAUUGGUCUGCAGAAGUUACAUGAACUAGAUAAGCUUGUUCAGGAUUACUGCACUGCCCUAGGACCAUUCUCUCAAUACGCUGCUCUUGCAGAAGCCAGCCUCACUCUAGUGCGUUGGAGUGGAUACAUUCGUGACACCGGAGCUGCUUUGACGUCAAAUCAUCAAUGCCGACUUCCAGAUCCUCUUCGCAAUACCAAUACGUUUAAUCGUGACAACUCAGUCCCAUCAACAUUUUUCUCGGAGAGUCCGGGAGAAUUCGAUCGCAAAAUCCCUGAAAUAUGUCGAAUGAUGGCAGCGGAGGCUUUCUUUAUUUGGAGGCGGAUUGCGGAUUUAAAGAAUGACCUUCAGCGUUCCUACAAGAACCCCCAGGGUCUUGGUUCCGAAAUUCUCGAUUCUGUCAAUUCUGUGGUAAAUCUGAUUGGAACUUUCAAUGAGAAGGUCCGACCUUUCAUCGAGCGCUGCAGAGGAGCUUUCUAUGAUCUUUCUAUGCCAUCAAGAGUAUCCUGCGUCUCCCUUGUUGUACCAUGGGAUAUGGGGAUCCUUGUCCUCGCAGACUCUUUGAGACCUCAUAUUAAUUCCGUGUUCAACGACUAUGCGCAAGACUUCGGUGAAAUCAUACGACGAUAUCAGCGCGAAGCGGCUUUCUCCGUCGCACAAACAGCUAGACGGGUGCUUGAUUUGCCCAUUGAAGAGGCGUUCAAUCUUCAAAAUGGACUUGCGUCUGAAGCUCCAAUCACCGCCUAUCAUGUUACUCCAAGGAUCAUGACAACGAGUAUCGAGAAAGCCGUGGUAUACUUUGCCCGACUCCAACUUUCGAGGGGGGGCUGGAAUUGGGGAUUUUGA